UGCCGGUGACGUGUGCUGUGCUCUGGAUCGCUGCUUGGUGGCUCCGUGGGACCAGGUGGGAGCGGGGUGGCCACAGACCACAACUCAGACAACACGUCGGCCGUGCUGCGGGAAUGGCUGGUGGCCGUGAAGAGUCUGUACCACUCGGUGGAGUGGCGGCCGGCAGAGGAGCCCAGGUCCUACCCAGAUGAGGAGGGCCUCAAACACUGGUCCGACUCCCGCUACGAGCACGUCAUGAAGUUGCGCCAGGCGGCUCUGAAGUCAGCCCGGGACAUGUGGGCUGACUACAUCCUGUUUGUGGAUGCGGACAACCUGCUCCUCAACCCGGACACUCUGACCCUGCUCAUCGCCGAGAACAAGACGGUGGUGGCCCCCAUGCUGGACUCCCGGGCCGCGUACUCCAACUUCUGGUGUGGCAUGACGUCCCAGGGCUACUACAAGCGCACGCCCGCCUACAUCCCCAUCCGCAAACGGGACCGCCGGGGCUGCUUUGCGGUUCCCAUGGUGCACUCGACCUUCCUGAUUGACCUGCGGAAGGCGGCCUCCAGGAACUUGGCGUUCUACCCUCCCCACCCGGACUACACCUGGGCCUUCGACGACAUCAUUGUUUUCGCCUUCUCCUGCAAGCAGGCAGAGGUGCAGAUGUACGUGUGCAACAGGGAGGUGUACGGCUUCCUGCCUGUGCCACUGCGGGCACACAGCACCCUCCAGGACGAGGCCGAGAGCUUCCUGCACGUGCAGCUGGAGGUCAUGGUGAAGCACCCACCGGCGGAGCCCUCCCGGUUCGUCUCAGUGCCCACCAAGAUGCCUGACAAGAUGGGCUUUGAUGAGGUCUUCAUGAUCAACCUGAAGCGGCGGCAGGACCGGCGGACACGCAUGCUGCAGGCUCUGAGGGCACAGGAGAUUGCGUGCCGGCUGGUGGAGGCUGUGGACGGCAAAGCCAUGAACACCAGCCAGGUGGAGGCGCUGGGCAUCCAGAUGCUGCCUGGCUACCGGGACCCGUACCACGGGCGGCCUCUCACCAAGGGGGAGCUGGGCUGCUUCCUCAGCCACUAUAACAUCUGGAAGGAGGUUGUGGACCGGGGGCUGCAGAAAUCGCUCGUGUUUGAGGAUGACCUGCGCUUCGAGAUCUUCUUCAAGAGGCGCCUGAUGAACCUCAUGCGGGAUGUGGACCAGGAGGGUCUGGACUGGGACCUCAUCUAUGUGGGCCGGAAGCGGAUGCAAGUGGAGCACCCCGAGAAGGCUGUGCCCCGCGUGAGGAACCUGGUGGAGGCCGAUUACUCCUACUGGACGCUGGCUUAUGUGAUCUCCCUGCAAGGCGCCCGCAAGCUGCUGGCUGCCCGGCCGCUGUCCAAGAUGCUGCCUGUUGAUGAGUUCCUGCCCGUCAUGUUCGACAAGCACCCAGUGUCUGAGUACAAGACCCACUUCUCCCCCCGCAACCUGCGCGCCUUCUCUGUGGAGCCCCUGCUUGUCUACCCCACGCACUACACAGGGGACGACGGGUAUGUGAGCGACACAGAGACCUCAGUUGUGUGGAACAAUGAGCACGUCAAGACCGACUGGGACCGCGCCAAAUCCCAGAAGAUGCGGGAGCAGCAGGCGCUGAGCCGCGAGGCCAAGAACUCAGAUGUGCUGCAGUCCCCACUAGACAGUGCUGCCCGUGACGAGCUCUGAGGGGCAGCAGCCACAACACCAAAGCAGCCAUCACAGGCCCGGCCUCCACGUGCUCGCCAGGGUCAGCUGGGCCCCUGUGGGUCCCUGGCAGGCCAGGGGGCUCUCCACGCAGGGCGGUGUUCAUCCAGCGUUUGCUCAGCAAUCACAUGCACGCAGGCAGCAUUAAUGGGGUGCCUACUGUAUGCCAGGAACAGGGCUUCCCACCUUGGGUGGGAACAAGCCAGCAUUCAUCUCUCUGUGUACCCAACACUUUUUAAGCAUUUACUGUGUACUGGGUUCCUGUGUUAUGGCAGUGAAGGACGCGUAAUUAUCCCCUCAAUCAGUGAUUGAGUCAGUCAUCAAGCAUUUAUUGAUUCCCCCCCAAGAAUCAGGCACUAGUAUACACAUUCAUUUUUUAAAUUAAUUCAAGUAUUUAUUGAGUGCUGACUGUAUUUUGAGCACCAUU
Molecule: messenger RNA, 2119 nt
Organism: Ceratotherium simum simum (southern white rhinoceros)
Lineage: Eukaryota; Metazoa; Chordata; Mammalia; Perissodactyla; Rhinocerotidae
Source: RefSeq, a predicted model, not a curated record